Molecule: messenger RNA, 1710 nt
Organism: Microplitis mediator
Lineage: Eukaryota; Metazoa; Arthropoda; Insecta; Hymenoptera; Braconidae
Exons: 1
Coding region: 1-1710 (569 amino acids)
Molecular function (GO): catalytic activity
Source: RefSeq, a predicted model, not a curated record
AUGUCGAGUGCUCAGUUUAAAUUACCAUCAUUUACACUAUUUAGAAAUGACCGAUCAAACAGAAUAGGGGGAGGUGUGGCAUUGUACGUCCAUAAUUCGAUUUCUUCGAAACAUAUCUUGAGCUCAACUUAUCUCCAAAAUCAUCCGGAGUAUCUUUUUAUGGAAGUAUGGCAAUCUGCAAGACAAAGAAUUUUGGUUGGUGUUGUCUACAAUCCACCAACCUCGCAAUCUUUAGACGUUCUAGAAGCUGAUCUGGAUGAUGUAUUGCCACAUUACUCACAUGCUAUACUCAUCGGAGACUUUAACAUUAACAUGAUUAAUGUCAAUUCAAAGUCAGAAAGUUUGUUGGAAUUCUGUCGAGGCCUGGCCCUAAAUUUAAUCGAGUAUAAAGCGACACAUCAUACAGUCAGCUGUCAUUCAUGGAUAGAUCAUUGUUUGGUUAGCGAUCUGGAUUCAGUCCUAUCAUCAAGCCAAUCCGAAGAACCCUUUCUUGCUGAUCAUGACCUUAUUUCGUUGAAAUACAAGUACAAUAUAUCGUACUCUGCUCGAAAUAAAUUUUGGUCUAGAAACUGGUCUGGAGUGGACAAGAACUUUCUUCAAGAUACUUGUUCUAGAUUAGAUCUUUUUGACGUUGAUAAUGCUAAUUCAGUUGAUGAAAUGAACACUUGUAUACAUGAUCAUAUCAAGAAAGUCACUGAAUUAGUUGCGCCACUAAGAGAAAUGAGUAUUCGGGAGAAGCCAGCACCAUGGAUUAAUCGAGACAUUAAGGCUCUUCAACGACGGAGAUCAAAGCUAUACAGGAUAUAUAGGAGAUCUGGAUAUGCAUUCAAGGAAUACACUAACUUGCGUAAGGUCAUAAAGAGUAGAAUUUCUGAAGCUAAAAAAAGGUACUUCGAUCAGCGUUUUCAUAAUUGCAAGGACGCCAAAUCAAUGUGGAAUGACUUCCGUAAAUUAGGUUUAAUUAAGUGCGCUGAUUCUUAUAUUAGUCAUGAUUUAGAUCUGAAUAAGUUAAAUAAUUAUUUUGUCACUAUGGCUGGGAGCUCUAUUGAGCAUAUUGACUAUGAGUAUUUUGAUUCGCGUUUAACAACAUAUCAAAGUGCUUUUACAUUUAAAGCUCUUGAUUGUUCUGAUGUUAAAAAGGCGAUUAUGCGAAUUACAUCUAGAUCAAAGGGUCCAGAUGGCUUUGAUAUAAAAAUGUACAAAUUUUUAGCUCCUUACUUUAUACAGUCUAUUACGAAAUUAUUUAACUUAUCUCUCUCUACAGGAUGCUUUCCGUCGGCUUGGAAACAAUCGUACGUAUUACCGUUGCCGAAAGUACGCUCACCAAUUGAGCUUCGUGAUUAUAGGCCAAUAUCGUUACUCUGCACGCUCUCUAAAUCUCUAGAAAGGUGUGUUCAUGAUCAAAUCAUGAACUACUUGACUAGCAACGAUAUCUUUGAUGAAUAUCAGACAGCUUUUAGGAUGGGUUUAAAUACACAAGAUGCGAUUUUGGAACUUUGUGAUGAUAUUCGGCUUAAUAUGAGUGAUUCUAUGAUUACUAUCGCCAUAUUCUUCGAUUUUAGUAAAGCAUUUGACUCUGUUGUUUUUGAAAUUCUGAUUUAUAAAUUGAAGGCUAUGGGAUUUGCGAAUAGUGUUAUAAAAUGGGUUGAAUCUUAUUUAACGGAUAGAUUACAAGCUGUACGAGUUAGCGAUAUUAGUAUGUCCGAGUGA